AUGGCUUCACCUGACCCGAUGGGUUUUGGUAAGGCGUCGAAAAAGCUGGAAGAGCACGAAGGAAUCAAGGAUAAAAAUACUGUCCUGGAUGAUACCCAACCUAGCUCUGCAAAGUGUGCCAAUUGCGGCGCUCUAGCCUCGCUGAGGUGCACAGGCUGUGUAGAUGCACCUGAAUAUGAGUCUGGCGAAUCCAUUGGCAUCAUCUACUGCAAUCGCGGCUGCCAGCACAAGGAGGCAGCCCUUGCAAACAGCCAAUGUACUCUGGCAAUGGCCCUUCUAGGCCCCUUGACUCGACACCUUCUUGCAGGAACCAGCCUCAGCACUACAAUAAGUGACAUUUCUGUUGGAAAGCCCAACUUUACAACCAAGUUUGUUUCAGGUCUAGGCAAACCAUCCAACUUUGUUCCGCCACAUACGAUCGUAGUGGUGGAACUGAAAAGCAGCCAGAAAAGCAACGAAAAAUGGAUCAUCGACGCGUCAGGUAGUCAAUACGGAUUUCCGGAUGCCCUCUCACCGUUCGACAAGUACUUUAAAGAGAAGUUGUGUAAGUUAGAGACAUCGGAACCUUAUGACGCCACGGAGACAAAAGACAUUGACUAUUUCCUGACUAUUCCUUACAUGACUUCCAUCCCCCAGCAUCGCAAGAAGUUGAUGAACGAGCGGGCUGCUCGUCUUCAUUUUGCAGCUUUCAUCAAGGCGCGCAUCGAAAAAUCAGAGGGGGGUUUCAACAAAGAUAUGUUCUCUAGCUCCAAGAUAGAUUUCCAGGCUAAGCUCGACAUCUUUGUUGGAGAUCUGAAGGUGCAUAUGACGGAGUUUGUUAAAAAACAAUACGGAAAGGCGGGCUCAGCUAAGAAGGCCUAA
This is a messenger RNA of Venustampulla echinocandica, 861 nucleotides long. RefSeq lists its product as uncharacterized. The record is from RefSeq and is a predicted model, not a curated record. Lineage: Eukaryota; Fungi; Ascomycota; Leotiomycetes; Helotiales; Pleuroascaceae. The coding region runs from base 1 to 861 and encodes 286 amino acids. The transcript is spliced from 3 exons.